Toxotes jaculatrix (banded archerfish) is the source of this 1017-nucleotide messenger RNA. It is a transcript of the gene phyhip, whose product is annotated as phytanoyl-CoA hydroxylase-interacting protein. The coding region runs from base 1 to 1017 and encodes 338 amino acids. The record is from RefSeq and is a predicted model, not a curated record. NCBI's taxonomy places the organism in Eukaryota, Metazoa, Chordata, Actinopteri, Toxotidae. Gene Ontology annotation, molecular function: protein binding. The transcript has 4 exons. Gene Ontology annotation, cellular component: cytoplasm.
AUGACAGAAAUGGACGCCCCUCUCUCCACCCCGUGCAACAUCCAGAUUUGUGAAGUGACCUGCGACUCCUUCCGCAUCAUGUGGGACAUGACCCCUGAGGACACUGCCAGGGCCACACACUUCUUCAUUGACCUGAGCCGCAAAGAGAGCAAGGACCCCAACCGCUUUAAACACAGGGAUGUGCCAACCAAGCUGGUGGCCAAGGCUGUGUCUCUCCCCAUGGCGGUGAGGGGACACUGGUUCCUCAGCCCGCGAACUGAGUACUGUGUUGCUGUUCAAACUGCUGUUCGACAGCCAGAUGGCGACUACCUGGUGUCCGAGUGGAGCCAGGUGGUGGAGUUCUGCACUGGAGACUAUGCCAUGGAACAUCUACAGCAGCUUCUUGACAAGGCCACAGGCUCUGCCGGGAGGCUGCUGAAAUUCUCGGUGUUUUAUCGGAACCAGCACCCAGACUACUUUGACUACGUCAGGAGGGAAUGUGGAGGACUGAUGCGUCCAGCCCUGAAAGACAGCAGCGGGAGUCAUGGUUCUCCUAUCAAUGGCAAACUGCAGGGAGUCUUCUUUAGCUGCAACACAGAGUUUGAUACAGGCCUCCCUCCGAAAGACUCCCCGUACGGCCCCUUGCGUUUCCAGAUCCCAGCUGGACACCUGCUGAACCCCAACAUCUGCCUGUACUUUGCAGACUUCUACUGUAUGUACACAGCCUACCACUAUGUGGUGCUGGUGCCGGCCCCUGUUGGCUCAGAGGGAGAUACCUUCUGCCGCACCCGCCUCCCUAUGCUGGACUUGGCCUCCAACCCCUUCCUGACAUACACUGCCCCCCAGAGGCCAGGGGAGGAGCCUCUGUACUGCCAUGCCAGUGACGUCAUCCUCGAGGUGCUUUUUACAGAGCCGGUUCAUCUGGAUCAUGGCAGUGUGGAGCAGAUCAGCGGGCACCACCAGCUUAUGAGUCUGACCACAGCCAAUGCCAAGAAAGACCCAAGCUGCAAAGUGUGCAACAUCAGUGUGGGACGCUGA